CCUCACCCUUGCGCCGGACUGCCUAAGCUUCUGCCCAACAUUGUGCCUAUAGCCGACACCAUGGGCAAACAGACGAAAGCCACGAAAAAGUUCGAGAAGAACCGCCUCAAAGAUACGAUCGAACGGCGGAAAGAGUUUGCCAAGGUCAAGCAGCGACACCAGCUGAAAGCGAAAAAGAAACAAAGAGCGGCACAGAGAUCAAAAGAGGAGGAUGAUGAUGCUCAGUCAGACGAGGAGGCUGAUGACAAUGGAGCCGAAGCUAUGAAUCAGGACGAGUUCUUUCGGGACGCUGUGGAUAUACCAGGGCCUGAGACGAAGACACUGAAGAACAAGAGCGUGAAGCGAAAGAGGGAGGAGAAUGUCGCUGAUCAACCAGAGGAUGCUGAGAGUAAUGGUUCAGAAGAUGAAAUCGAGGGCCACAAGACUCAAUUGGCAGCAUUGGCCGAGAAGGACCCUGAAUUCUACAAGUACCUACAGGAAAACGACGCGGAGCUGCUAGAAUUCGACGAAGACGACGAUCUCGCAGCAGUUGACGACUUGAGUGAGGAGGAACCUCCUCCAAAGAAACAAAAGACAAGGGAUGCGCAAAAGGAUGACCCUGAGACACCCGAUGACGUUACGCUCUCAAUGGUAAAGAAGUGGAAGACCUCCUUGACCGAACAAUUCUCCAUACGAGCUCUUAGACAAGUGGUGCUGGCUUUCCGCGCUGCAGCACAUGCGGAUGACGAAGAGGACAAGGUCUUCAAGUACAACAUUGCAAGUCCAGAGGUCUACCACGAGGUUCUCAUAACAGCACUCAAACAGGUACCUCUGGUGCUGUCGCAUCAUCUUCCAGUCAAGGAGUCGGCCGGCGGCAAACUGCGCAUACCGACAGAUUCACCCAAGUUCAAGACUCUGGCACCGUUGAUCAAAUCGCACGCCUCCUCUUUACAUUACUUGCUCAAGCAUUUGGCCGAUACGAAGACACUGAGGUUGACACUCGAGUCCUUCGAGCCGUUACUUCCGUAUCUGCUUCAGUUUCGCAAGUUUCUGAAAGUCCUGACGAAAGCUGUUGCGUCCGUAUGGUCUGACAAUUCUUCCGACGAAGCAACGAGGAUCACUGCUUUCUUGGUCAUUCGCCGACUAAUGGUUAUUGGUGAUGCUGGAAUCCGCGAAGCUGUCCUGAAGGCGACAUAUGAGGGCGUUGUCAAGGGUAGCCGAAACACGACAGUCCAUACUCUUGCAGGGAUCAACCUAAUGAAAAACUCAGCAGCAGAGAUCUGGGGCAUUGAUCAAAACGUCAGCUACACAGCAGGCUUCACAUUCAUCCGCCAACUUGCCAUUCACCUCCGUGGCAACAUCACCAAACCGACCAAAGAUUCAUACAAGACGGUGUACAAUUGGCAGUUUGUUCACUCCCUUGACUUCUGGUCUCGCGUGUUGUCUAGUCACUGCAACUCGCUCCUGGAAGUACAGAACGGCAAGCCUUCACAGCUACGUCCGCUCAUCUACCCCGUCGUACAAGUCACAAUUGGCGCAAUGAGGCUGAUCCCAACAUCGACAUACUUCCCUCUUCGUUUUCAACUGAUGCGGUCCCUUUUGCGUAUUUCGCAAGCAACUGAGACAUAUAUACCUCUGUCAGCCGCACUGUUGGAGGUGUUGAACUCGGCUGAGAUGAAGAAGCCUGCGAAGGCGUCAACACUGCGGCCUUUGGAUUUCGCUUCGAAUAUCAGAGCCCCUUCAUCAUAUCUGAAAACAAAAGUCUACCAAGAUGGUGUCGGCGAACAGGUAGUAGAAUUAUUUUCUGAGUUCUUUGUGCUGUGGACGAAGAGCAUCGCGUAUCCGGAGCUUCAACUACCGGUUGUCAUCAUGCUGAAGCGGUGGUUGAAGACAGCGUCCAAGACGACCGGAAACAAGAAUGGCAAGCUCAAUCAAGCCCUUCUUGUGCUCGUGCAAAAGUCGGAAGCCAAUGCUAAAUGGAUCGAGGAAAGGAGGAACAGUAUCAACUUUUCACCCAAGGACCGGACCGAGGUCGAAGCAUUCCUCAAAGAUGUGCAGUGGCAAGACACUCCUCUCGGGGCAUUUGUUGUCUCGCAAAGAAGGUUGCGGGAAGAAAGGAGGAAAGUGCUGGAGCAAGGCAGAAAGGAGCAAGAACGACGAAAGGCCGCGGAAGAAGAUGCUGAGAGUGAUAUUGAGAUUGCUUGAUCGGCACAAGGCGAACAGGCUGCAAGAGGGGAUAUAGGUAUGGGGGACACGAGAUUCAUAUCGGCGCUGAUCGCUAGCUAUCAGCAAUGUCACAGAAUGAAAUCCUCGAAGAUGAGCAAGGCUCUCCCUUUGAUACAGGGCUUUGGCGUCGAGAUCGGUGGGUUAUGCUCUUCAACGCAUGAUGAGCUGAAGCUUUCCGAUCGUGCAGCAUGUAGACUGUCAUUCGGAGACUCGAGUGUAUGGCGUAGACAAGGCCCGACGGAUACUUUUGUAUGUUUACGACUGACUCUCAUUUGUUCAAUCACUCUGGCAGUCCUCACUUAUCUGCAGGAUCCAAGGGCUUCUGUUCUUGCUUGUCAAC
Molecule: messenger RNA, 2545 nt
Organism: Cladophialophora immunda
Lineage: Eukaryota; Fungi; Ascomycota; Eurotiomycetes; Chaetothyriales; Herpotrichiellaceae
Exons: 1
Coding region: 61-2184 (707 amino acids)
Biological process (GO): ribosomal large subunit biogenesis
Cellular component (GO): nucleolus; Noc1p-Noc2p complex; nucleoplasm
Source: RefSeq, a predicted model, not a curated record